Aureobasidium uvarum is the source of this 1824-nucleotide messenger RNA. The record is from the annotation of a GenBank genome assembly. Lineage: Eukaryota; Fungi; Ascomycota; Dothideomycetes; Dothideales; Saccotheciaceae.
AUGCCAGAUGCCGACUCCAAUGCUCGGCGGGAGCGACCGUGGCUUAUUCCAUCUAACAGAAAGGUUCGCCACUUGCAGGCCAUAACUCUCCGCAAUCUCGCCUUGUCCCAUGAAGCAACCCGUCCUCGUCGAGGCACAAUUGACGAUGAAGCUCUACCAGCCACCAAGAAAUCACCUGCUAAGAUGCUCGCUCUACGCGAUGCCCAUACUAUCAUGAACCAUUCAAAAUCCUCUGAUGACCUUCGCCCCAUCCAUCAGUUUACCUCAUCUCUAUCAUCAAGCCCCACGAAACAACGCACCCCACCUCGUCCCUCGUUCGCCAAGUUGCGCAGGAGGAGCACCCUAGAAUGGGCCGCUUCAACCUCGCAACAACGUCAGAGACGCCUCCACGAUGUCUCUGCCCAAAGAAUGGCCGAUUUGUUCUACUCCAUACACAUUCCCAACCAACAAGAUCCCAUCUAUGUCAGCGAGGUGGCUGAGAAGGUCAUGAACCCCAACUUCAGGAACAUCCAUUUCGACUCGAACCAUACUCAACUCAGGAGACUGGACGAGCUGACUCUGAGGUUCUGGGCCAAGAGCGAAUCAAUGUCCAAUUACUGCUUGUUGAUAGACAUGACAUUGAGCAUGCGCUCUCUACAGUUCAUCGGCAAAAGCGUGAGCAUCUCUCUGACCUGUCCACUUGGUCCUUAUGCUUAUAUUUUUUCAGNNUUGUCGAGCUUUCACCACCCCUUUCCGCCGAACUGUGCUGUCUUUCACCUGACGGACGGCUUCUAUACCGCAUUUACCGAUGCUCGAGUCGAUGAGCCGUUAGAUCCUUUUCAACAUGGCCCCGCCAGAGUCACGACAUCUCGCACUUUGCCCACCUCGUCCUUUGAUGCUCUACUACGCCUCUCUAAACUCGAUGACAGCGUCCAAGAUGCCUUGACUCUGCGAAAACAGCUUGCUUCCGAGUUGGAAAAAACGUUACAAGAUAACAGGACAUCGCUGGACGAAAAGACGCAACUUGCAGAGACGACCGACUUCCUCAAAACCAUCGAUUUCGCGACUGCGACAGUGAAAAAGCAGCUGAAAGCACUCGAGCAGAAACGUGACCAGAAGCGCAAAGCCCUUCAGAGUCGUAGAGAUUUGCUUGCGCGCGAUUCUGCACUUCGAAAGGAGGUACUUUCGCAGGUCGAAGCUGGUAAAGACGAUGUCUCAGACCUGUCCAUCCAAAACACCAGUGUAAAGGCGUCCAUCACCCAACAACGCCGCCGCAUAACCCACGAUCUGUCGAAGAUAUACCCCAUAAACCCUGUACCGGAUCAAAGUCUUGCUUUCACGAUCCGUGGAAUGCACCUGCCCAACUCGGAAGCAUUGGAUACAGCAACUCCCGAAUCUUUAGCUGCCGCUCUAGGUCACGUCAGCCAUGUCAUCCAGCUCCUCUCACUCUACUUAGGAGCCAUUCUGCCAUAUCCUUGUCGGCCUCGCAGCAGCACAUCAACAAUUCUCGAUCCCAUCUCUAUCCUCAAUACCACAAGCACAGCCUCCAAAGCCGUCACUGACGACGCCGCCGCUCGAACUUUUCCUCUCUUUGCAAAAGGCGCUGUACGCUUCCGCUUCGAGUACGGUGUGUUCUUGUUGAACAAGGACAUCGAGAUAUUGUUGUCGACGCAUUUCGGUGUCAGGGUUCUGGAUAUUAGACAGACGCUGCCGAAUCUGCUGUACGUGUUUUACUGCGCCACGGCCGGCGAUGAGGAGUUGCCCGCGAGGAAAGCCGGUGGUGUUAGAGGUCUGAUGAGGAUCAAGGCACACGGACGUAAUAGUGCAGGAGAGGAGAGAUGGUAG